CUCGCACACGUCACGUGACGUAACCCGCAUGGGCCACGUGAGCACGUCGUCCAGUGACGUGUCUUUCGACUAGCAGGUAAGCAGGAAGUGUUCGCUCGAGCGUCGCCAUGCUAACAGACGAAAACGAGGAAGAUGUUGCUCUGUUUGACGCCGAGGAGGACGCCGGACAAAGACUGUCCAAGAAGACAAACAUCAAGCAUCCGGUGGCGUGCUUCUUCCACCUGUUCUUCAGGAUUAGCGCCAUUUUAGUGUACUUGCUAUGUGAGAGGUUGGGCAACGGCUCCAUCGGAGGGAUGGUGGCCAUCAUCCUUCUGCUCUCCUGCGACUUCUGGACCGUCAAGAACAUCAGCGGACGUCUGAUGGUGGCCCUGCGGUGGUGGAACCAAGUGGACGAGGACGGCCAAAGCCACUGGGUGUUUGAGUCGCGCAAGGGGCCGAGGAAAAAGCCAAGUUCUGACUCGGAGGCUCGAAUCUUCUGGCUGGGUCUGAUCGUGUGCCCACUCGUGUGGGUGGUGUUCGCCUUCAGCACCCUCUUUCAGUUCAACAUUAAGUGGCUGCCAGUGGUGCUCAUGGGGCUGGUGCUGCAGGGAGCCAACCUUUACGGAUACGUCAGGUGUAAAGUGGGAGGAAAGACAGACUUCAAAAAUAUGGCCACCAACUACUUUGGAAGGCAAUUUCUCAAACAGACUCUGUCCAAGGCGGAGGAAUCUUAAAAAGAGCAGGGGCUCUCCUGCUUCAGAGUUCCCUUUUGUCAUGAACGGAACACACAUUUUACAUUUUAUUUCUAUUUCUUUUUCCAGUUGUUACUUUUCUUCUCAAGUGUUCAAGGGUGAUGAAAGACUGUUGUCUAUUGUUUCCUCCUGCCACCUACAUUUCAGUUUGUUGCAUGACAUCGUCAUGUAUUUUGGGAUUUAUUUAUGUAAAUAAAUACAAAAAAGAC
Messenger RNA from Hippocampus zosterae (dwarf seahorse), 940 nucleotides. RefSeq names its product trans-golgi network vesicle protein 23 homolog B (S. cerevisiae) (gene tvp23b). The transcript has 7 exons. NCBI's taxonomy places the organism in Eukaryota, Metazoa, Chordata, Actinopteri, Syngnathiformes, Syngnathidae. The coding region runs from base 108 to 713 and encodes 201 amino acids. Gene Ontology annotation, cellular component: Golgi membrane. Gene Ontology annotation, biological process: protein secretion; vesicle-mediated transport. The record is from RefSeq and is a predicted model, not a curated record.